Trachymyrmex septentrionalis is the source of this 1679-nucleotide messenger RNA. Its product is annotated as gephyrin-like. Gene Ontology annotation, biological process: gamma-aminobutyric acid receptor clustering; glycine receptor clustering; Mo-molybdopterin cofactor biosynthetic process. The transcript has 10 exons. Lineage: Eukaryota; Metazoa; Arthropoda; Insecta; Hymenoptera; Formicidae. Gene Ontology annotation, cellular component: postsynaptic specialization; cytoplasm; dendrite. The record is from RefSeq and is a predicted model, not a curated record. The coding region runs from base 3 to 1679 and encodes 558 amino acids. Gene Ontology annotation, molecular function: molybdopterin molybdotransferase activity.
UAAUGAAAAGAUUACUUUCAAUAUCCGCAAAUAAUAAAGCUGAUGUCAUUUUUAUUACUGGUCACAUUGACUCUACUGACAGAGAAUGUAUAAAUGAAGCGAUUAAAACUAUAAUUAUUAAUCCCAAAGAACUUUCUAAAAUUCUAGCAAUUUCGAUAAAGAAGAUAGAAAGAAAUUUGGAGCAGAUAACAAGUUACAGAACUGUAUGUGGAAUACGAAACAAGACGUUAAUCAUUACUUUACCCGGCAAAGAUGAUGUUUGCAUUGCAGCAAUUACAGAUACACUGAUAAAUACAUUGCAUUUAAUACGCAACGAAGAUGAUGAGAACGAAGAGACUGAGUCGGUCGAUUUUUCCAAUAAUAAUGUUUCAGAGCAGUAUAAUAAUGCAAACAAUCGCCAUAUGGAAUGGACGCCUCUAAUUUCUUUAAAUGAUGCAUUACUAUUAAUAAAUGAAAUACCCAAAGCAGGUAUAAUUAACAAUACUGAAUCGGUAAAAAUAAGUGAUGCUUAUGGUAAAAUAUUAUUUGAAAAUGUUUAUUCGAAAUAUAACAUGCCAUCAUUUAGAUCUUCCAAAAAGCAUGGAUACGCAGUGCUAGUAUCUGAUGGAAAAGGAAUGAGACAAGUGUUGAACAAUAAUAAUACGUUUCCUCCGAUUUCGCUUCAAUGUGGAACGUGCGUAUGGGUGAAGAGUGGAGCACCUGUUCCUAACGAAGCAACAGCGGUUGUAGAAGAGAAAUAUACAAAACGGAUUAUAUCUCAUCUAAACAACGACAAAGUGUAUAUUGAAGUAAUGAAUAAACCACAACAUGGGGAAAACAUUAAUCCUAUUGGUUACAAUAUAAUGAAAGGAAAACUUAUCUUAAAACAAUACACACGUAUUGGCCCAGAAGAGAUGGGAGUCUUGGCAGCUUCUGGCUAUAAAGAAGUUGUAGUCGCUCAACAGUUGUCUAUAGGUGUAUUAUCCAUCGGCAAUAACUUAGAAGAACCCGGAAAACCUUUAAAUCCAGGAUACAUUUACGAUAUUAGCAGAAUAAUUAUAAUUUCACUACUAAAAGAUAACCAUUUCUCUUCUUCAGAUUUUGGAAUCGUGAAUAAUACAACAUUAUCCAUACAAAAGAAUAUCGAGGAAGCUCUAGAUAAAGUAGAUAUACUUGUGACAUUAGGCUGUGCUAAUGACAAAGAUUUAUUGAAGAAAAUCUUACUAGAAUACUUUGAUGCCAACAUAUAUUUUGGUAAUAUAAAUAUAAAACCGGGGAAGUCAACUACAUUAGCUACAUGCAAGUUUAAGAAUAAAAUAAAAUAUUUCUUGUGUUUGUCGAGAAAUCCGGUAACUGCUUUCAUUGUCGCGCAAGUAUUCGUUUUACCUUUUCUAAAAAAGAUAUCUUGCGUUAAAUACGCGGAAACUCCUAUACCCGUACCAGUUUAUGUAAAAAAUCCAUUUAUUCUACAUCAUCGUCCUAGACUUGCGUGUACACAUUUAAAGUGGUCUGAAAAUAAUGUAGCAAUGGCUUGUAGUAUGGGUAAUCUUUUCAAAGAUAAACUAUGUAACAUCAUAGGUUCAAACGCACUUUUGUUGUUACCAAAAAGUGAGAACAAAGAGAAAGCAAUAUCUGACAACGAAAAAAUACCAGGUUUACUUAUUAACCAGCCAGGAAUUUUCAAUGUAAAAAUGGAAUAA